GAUCGGAUUUAUUUAUUUUUUCUUUUUUUCCCCGGGCGAAUUUGGCCAACCCAAAUCCAUCAACCUGGAGAACAAAGUGCCCGAGCAGGGAGGCCACCUUUGCUGCUUAGCCCUGGAGGGUCCCGCUGGAGAGGCCGAAAGGGCACUGCCGCGAGCCAGGAGCGAGCCGGCUGCCGCCAUGGAGAACGGGAUGCAGCUGCUCAACCGGGACGGCCACAGCAUCUCCCACAACUCCAAGCGGCACUACCACGACGCCUUCGUCUGCAUGAACCGCAUGCGGCAACGGGGCCUCCUGUGCGACAUCGUGUUGCACGUGGCCGCCAAGGAAAUCAAGGCGCACAAGGUGGUCUUGGCCUCCUGCAGCCCUUACUUCCACGCCAUGUUCACAAACGAGAUGAGUGAGAGCCGUCAGACGCACGUCACGCUCCAUGAUAUUGAUCCGCAGGCUCUAGAACAGCUGGUCCAGUACGCCUACACAGCUGAGAUCGUGGUGGGAGAAGGGAACGUCCAGACAUUGCUUCCUGCAGCCAGCCUCCUGCAGCUGAACGGAGUGCGAGAUGCCUGCUGCAAAUUUCUCUUGAGCCAAUUGGACCCUUCCAACUGUCUGGGCAUCCGAGGUUUUGCAGACACCCACUCCUGCAGCGAUCUCUUGAAAUCGGCGCAUAAGUACGUCUUGCAGCACUUUGUGGAUGUCUCCAAGACGGAGGAAUUUAUGUUGCUGCCUCUCAAACAGGUGUUAGAUCUCAUCUCCAGCGACAGCCUCAACGUGCCUUCGGAAGAGGAAGUUUACCGAGCCGUCUUGAGCUGGGUGAAGCACGAUGUGGACAGCCGGAAGCAGAAUAUUCCUCGACUCAUGAAGUGCGUUCGUCUUCCCUUGCUCAGCCGGGAUUUCCUGAUGAGCAACGUUGACACCGAACUUCUGGUCCGGCAUCAUUCGGAAUGCAAAGAUUUGCUGAUCGAAGCCCUCAAGUACCACUUGAUGCCUGAGCAAAGAGCAGUCCUGAGCAACAGCCGGACACGUCCACGGCGCUGCGAGGGGGCCAGCAUGGUGCUCUUUGCUGUGGGUGGAGGGAGCCUUUUUGCGAUCCAUGGGGAUUGCGAAGCCUACGACACGCGGACUGACCGUUGGCACAUGGUCGCUUCCAUGUCCACCCGCCGGGCCAGGGUGGGAGUUGCGGCCAUUGGGAACAAGCUCUACGCUGUGGGAGGCUAUGACGGAACAUCUGACUUGGCUACCGUGGAGUCCUACGACCCCGUCACCAACUCGUGGCAGACGGAGGUCUCCAUGGGCACCAGGCGGAGCUGCCUCGGGGUGGCGGCCCUGCACGGCCUACUCUAUGCCGCUGGGGGCUACGAUGGAGCUUCGUGCCUGAACAGUGCUGAAAGAUAUGACCCCCUUACUGGAACCUGGGCAAGUAUUACUGCUAUGAGCACCAGAAGGAGAUACGUCCGCAUAGCAACCUUAGACGGCAACCUCUACGCUGUUGGAGGAUACGACAGCUCCUCACACUUGGCAACGGUGGAGAAGUACGAGCCGCAGAUCAACACCUGGACACCCAUUGCCAACAUGCUCAGCCGCCGGAGUAGUGCAGGUGUGGCCGUCCUGGAAGGGAUGCUGUACGUAGCCGGAGGGAAUGACGGGACCAGCUGCCUUAACUCGGUGGAGCGCUACAACCCCAAAACCAACACAUGGGAAAGCGUGGCCCCCAUGAACAUCCGUAGAAGCACCCAUGACUUGGUGGCCAUGGAAGGUUGGCUCUACGCCGUGGGUGGGAACGACGGCAGCUCCAGCCUCAACUCCAUCGAGAAGUACAACCCGCGGACCAACAAGUGGGUGGCGGCCUCGUGCAUGUUCACCCGGCGUAGCAGCGUGGGGGUGGCGGUGCUGGAACUCCUCAACUUCCCGCCCCCAUCCUCGCCCACCCUCUCGGUCUCCUCGACGAGUCUUUGACGAAGGACCCUGCCGUUCCUCGCCUCGCCCGGACUGCAGCGUCUGUCGGAGCGCGAAGCCGGCUUGGUCCGGCCCCUCCGGAAGCCGAUCUCUGUGAAAUGGGGGGGCUGUACCCAGAGAUUUUCCCCAGGGGCCCACAUUUGGCUCAGCUCCAAGAGGGGGGGAGUCUCCUCAAAAAGACCUACUUAGAGAAGAAGACCGCCGAAACCGAGAAUUCUCCACGCGUCCAUUGUUGAUCUCAUCGCAACUUAGACCGACGCUAACCUGGUUCUCGUAGACCAGACUCAACAACAACCUUCGAGUUCCACGAUUGGACGUCGAUCGCCGGAUCCAUCUCAUGCGAAGGACUGAGAUUGGUAAGGGAAAAAUAAAAAAUAAAAAAUCAAGGUACUGCCACGAGCUAAAACCGACGACGCCAACCAUGGAGUUAUUCGCCUAGGCUGUGUGCCAACUGCAGAACCUUAAGCUGUGACCAUCGCAAUUAGCCAAAAAAACUUCUUAACCAAACCUAACAGUAUAUGGUGGAAAGGAGGCCUUUGACGUCGGUGUCUAGCAAAAGGAGGCCUUAACAUGAAAACAGGGCUGAGAUGUUCCGCAGGUCCUCCUCUCCAUGUUCUCCCCUCUCUGUAGGCCACCAAUUCAGAUAUCCUCCUGGUAGUAUCUUUCCCGGCACGUGUCUGGAGCUGUCUCCAUGGGGUUGCUUCGCACUUCGUCUGAACCGGGAAGAAUUCGGUCAGAGUUGUUUGGAGAUUUGGGGACGGGAUGUGGUCUACUAUGGACUCUGUGGAGUGGAUCUUAUGGCUCGAGGUGCGUCAGUAGCAUUUCCUUAUCUGUUCACCUUGGGGUUCUCCCCUCUUUGUGUCGUUGGGAGUGCCGACGAUGGGAGGGUCUUUACAAUUUAUUUGCUCACCUUGCCAGCCAAUCUGCUCCCUGCCUGCCUGCCUUCUGCCUAUUUAUUUCCUUAUUUAUUUAUUUAAAUCGGAGGGUUUGCAGGACAGAAAAUGGCGGGGAGGCGCUUUGUUUAAUCCGCUGCGAAGUCAGAACCGUGGCUGCCGCCGUCUACUGAAGGGAGACUCUCGUGGGAAAAAUAUCCUGGUGGAUUAACCAAGAGUGGCUUAAAUCAUAUCCUUCCUUUUGAAUGGACCAAUUCGGCAUUGUGCAUCUCAUCUGUUUUUGGCACCGCAACCGGUUGUUGUCCCAACAAUUCCUGCCUAAAAAAAAUAUAUAUGUCUGAUUUCAGAGUAUUAUCCUGCCACGCUCGUUCCUGGGAGGGACUGUGAACCUACACAAUAUUAACUGCAUUACAUGGAUUUUGUUCUCGAAGCACUAAGAAGGCGGUCGAAAAGGAAUUUAAUUCUCGCGGAGAGUAACAUGGCAGCACUUAAUUUUGGAAGGGUUAUUUCGAAAGCAAGAAAAUGCACUACGUUUGAGGACUUGCCUGGAAGAAGUUCCAACUGUUGUACUGUUCCCUUCACUUUGGAUGGGGUUUGGACUACAAAGCCCAGCUCGGAUGCCAGCUAGCCUGCCGUGAAAAAAAUUGGGUGGGUGGGGGGAGAGAGAGGAAAGGAGUUGCUUGAAGAUAGAUGCCACUGUGUACGGAUGACCUCCCUUUCUCUUCGCCAUUUUGGAGGCAAAAAAUGAGAAAUCUGCAGAAGAGGGCUUAUGACACAGGGGCCAAUGCUUAUAAGUCAGCCAAUGCUUCUCGUCGGUUUUAUUCUACCCCUUUACUGCUUCUGGGGUUUGUUUUAUUAUUUUUUUUCCGGUUUCGUUUGUUUGUGUGUUGGUUUAUUUAUUUUGUCGCUCACUGUGACACUAUCUGGGCCUGUUCGCAACAAUGCUGGAUGGGGUUGGGGGCAGGUUGAAUUGAACGUCCCAACUCGCAAGCUUCGGAGAUCCCUCAUUUUGAAUUUGCAUCGAAUUUUGGGGGUUGUGGGUCAGAAGUGUGGUUUAUGCAUCAAGCCACGAUUAUUAAACACGUCCUUCUGCGAUCUGCUCUACGAACCACGGUGAACUUCCCCAGCUGGAUCAACCACAAUCAAACCGACCGUCGAAUGCUUGGUGCCCUAUUUUGUUAGCAAACCACACUUAUGGGUCCACUUCCUUCUUCUUCAAUACUCCAGCCAAGAUGUCCGCGGCUGGGAAUUCUGGGCGUUGAAGUCCACACAUCCUACCGUUCAUAUAAGCCAUGAUUUGAAACAAAACACACACACACACAAAAAACCCAAACAAACUUGCCACCGAGGGCGAACCCAAAGGGCAACUACGCUGGGCUUCUCUGUAUCCAUGAUUUAGAUUUAUAAGCAUCGGGGGGCUUAGCUUCGAAGACAUUUUUGCAAAAAGCAAACAAUGUCUGUAAAUCUGUAGCUUGUCUGGCAUUGUGCUCGGCCUUCCACCCAGACGUAUAUUUUGCAAAUCCUGCGGGCUGUGAGUGGGAACCAUGUAUCGGCGUUCAAUCAGCUGCGUUCAUUCUGGGAAAUUUGUUUUCGCGGUGUUCGUCGUUUUUUGUUUUUGUUUUAUAAGUGCCUUCGCUUUGCUUUUGGGGAUCCUUCAGUGGGGCAGGUUGUCUAUGUGGGGGAGGCAAAGCCUCUGGGUCCUUCUCAUCCGUUUGUGCCCGAGUGGGGUAGAGAAUGUUUGCAUUGGAACAGGGGUCUCCAACCUUGGUCCCUUUAAGACUUGUGGACUUCGACUCCCAGCAAAGCUGGCUGAGGAACUCUGGGAGUUGAAGUCCACAAGUCUUAAAGGGACUAAGGUUGGAGACCCCUGCAUUGGAAGAUGUUGAUAAAACUCCUUUUCAUGCUGUUUACAGCAGUGUUUGGUUGCUUUAAGACGCGUGGACUUUAGCUCCCAGGAUUCAUAGCUGGCUGGAAGAAUUCUGGGAGUUGAAGUCCACACGUCUUAAAGGGGCCAAGCCUGAGAAACACUCAGCCAAAAGAUGAUUCGGCUGAAAAGCUAGGACUUUCUCCAAGCAAUAUCCAUUUGCAAAAUCUUUCUGGAUCACAAAUCAGAGAUAUUCCCAACUGAUCCUAGUUACAAACGCCAGGGAUUUUUUUUAAUUUUUUUUUUUGCCCUUCUGUAAUUUAUCCGCGGAUACCUGCUUGUUCCAAGGCAUCCUUGAAAAGGAACAAUUGAAGUGUUAACCAGUCAGGUGACGUUUUUCACGUCCCUAAUGUGAAAAUGUAGGAAUUGAAGGAAAAAAACCUUGUUUGGGUGGGUCGAGUGGUGCGAUUCAGCUGGUUCGGGCCGGUUCGGGCGAACCGGUUAAAUUGAUGACUGGCUCCUCCCCUCCCAGCCCCUCCCCUUCCAGGAGUUCCCACGCACCUCAUUUUGGCUAGUAGGGAGGCCUACUAGGCCCAAAACGGCACCGGGGGGGGGGGUGGCAGCCCCCCCACAGCCCAUUUUUGCUCCCAGGAGGCUGCAGGGAGCCUACUAGGCCCAAAAUGGGGUGUGGGGUGGCGGCACCCCCACUGCCCCACCCCCGUGGUUCGUUUUUGUUCCUAGGGUGGUGCAGGGGACUGAGUGCUGCCUCUCACACCCCCUGGCCACCCCCACCCAGCCAGUCAUUAGGGCAGAGAACCGGUUGUUAAAUUAUUUGAAUCCCACCACUCAGCCGGUCCCUGGGGGAGGCAUGUCUUUUUUUUUUUUUUUUAAUUUGCAUUUAUAUCCCGCCCUUCUCCGAAGACUCAGGGCGGCUUACACUAUGUCAAGCAAUAGUCUUCAUCCUUUUGUAUAUUAUAUACAAAGUCAACUUAUUGCCCCCAACAAUCUGGGUCCUCAUUUUACCUACCUUAUAAAGGAUGGAAGGCUGAGUCAACCUUGGGCCUGGUGGGACUCGAACCUGCAGUAAUUGCAAGCAGCUGCUGUUAAUAACAGACUGUCUUACCAGUCUGAGCCACUCAAGGACCCUACUUGUCUUACUUUUGGGGCGGUGGGAGAAGAUGCAUUUGCAGAGGAUAUCCUUUCGUUCGCAGAGAUGGGAAGGGGCAAAGGCACGGCUCCUUCAAACUUGGGUGCUUUAAGACUGGUGGACUUCAAACCCCCCCCCAGAAUUCCCCAGCCGGCUGAGGAAUUCUGAGAGUUGAAGUCCACCCAGUUUUACAGUUGCCAAGGUUGGAGACCCCUGGCCCAAGAGAUUCGUUCUCUGCGUCGUUUUUUGCUACCACGUUUCGGUGGCGUCUUUGCCGAUCGGAAGAGAGAUGCUACAAAUCCUCAACGUCCGAUUGGAACCCAAGCAAAGAUGCUGGGUUUUGCAACGAUGGAGGAUAUGGUAGCCUUAACUUUUUUUAUUUUAAUUUGCAUUUAUAUCCCGCCCUUCUCCAAAGACUCAGGGCGGCUUACACUAUGUCAAGCAAUAGUCUUCAUCCAUUUGUAUAUUAUAUACAAAGUCAACUUAUUGCCCCCCCAAAAUUCUGGGUCCUCAUUUUACCUACCUUAUAAAGGAUGGAAGGCUGAGUCAACCUCGGGCCUGGUGGGGCUUGAACCUGCAGUAAUUGCAAGCAGCUGCUGUUAAUAACAGACUGCAUUAGCCUGUUGAGCCACAGAGGCCCCUUUUGCUGGAACUACGAAGGAAUUGGCAAAUGGUUGUUUUCACUCAUGUCCUUGCUUUCUCCCACACCCACUAACUUAAUUUAAUUCAAAACUAGCUUUCAGCUUCCCAUCAGAAUUACCAUGAUAGGUAGUCCUCCAUUUAUGACCAUAAUUGAGCCCGGAAUUACGGUCAUUAAACAGAUCACUUUUCUUUUUUUUGCAGCCAUCCCAUUUGGGUUUUUUUGUUUUUUUUUGCUGGAAGUCAGAAGAAACAAGGGAAAAUGCCAAUAAAAAAACCCCACCUUAUGGGAUGUUGCAAACGGCCAUAAAAUGUGAGCCAGUUGCCAAGCAUGGAAGGAAGGAAGGACGGACAGAAGGAAGGAAGGAAGGAAGGAAGGAAAUAAUUAAUCUCAUCUUCCUUGUUGCCCCUGUGCUCCUGUUGAAGUCAGUGGCUAAGACGCUGAGCUUCAGAAAGGUCGGCGGUUCGAAUCCCUAGCACGGGUCUCCUGCGUGUAGCAGGGGGUUGGGCUAGAUGACCUCCAAGGCCCCUUCCAACCCUUGUUACUGUUGAAGUACGAUCUCUGAUCUAUCCAUGGUGCAAAUCCCCCCCCCUCCCAGCUUAUUCACCCUAGGUUGGAGAUGCCUUGAGGAAGGGGGUGUAUGCGUUAAUUAAUCUGUAAUUUAUCUGUGUGUCGGAUUUAUUUAUGUGCCGUUCCAAACGUCCACUUUAUUUUGUGUUUCUCAAAUUUUUGCACUAUAACAAACGGGGAGGGGAGGGGGAAAUAUAAGCAAUACAAGCCAAUUGUGUAAAAUUUAAAAAAAAAUAAAUAAAAAAAAAUUAGAUUUUUCCUGACUCUUCUGACUCAUUCUCAGUUUUACCUUGUUUAAU
Molecule: messenger RNA, 7364 nt
Organism: Ahaetulla prasina
Lineage: Eukaryota; Metazoa; Chordata; Lepidosauria; Squamata; Colubridae
Gene: KLHL17
Product: kelch like family member 17
Exons: 12
Coding region: 179-1951 (590 amino acids)
Molecular function (GO): protein binding
Source: RefSeq, a predicted model, not a curated record